This is a messenger RNA of Adineta steineri, 1140 nucleotides long. Lineage: Eukaryota; Metazoa; Rotifera; Eurotatoria; Adinetida; Adinetidae. The record is from the annotation of a GenBank genome assembly.
AUGGGCCACGCACAAUCUAAACGAGCGAAAGAAUUUUAUGAGACGUGUCGUGAUGGAAAUGUUGAUCGUGUACGUGAACUCUUGUCAACAUUGACUUACGAAGAAUUGAACUGUUCAGAUCCAACUACUGGACACAGUCCAUUACAUAUUGCCUGUAAGAAUAAUCAUGAUAAAGUUGUUCAACUUCUGUUGGAACAAAAGGCAUGUAGUCGAAUUAUCAUCAAUAAAGAUGGCACUACAGCUCAUGAUAUAGCAACGUCACCAAAUAUACGUUCCUUAUUUGCUCGUCAAUCUGAUAGAGAUGUAGAUACUCGUUUCGUCGAUAAUUAUGAUGAACGUUCUUCAUUUCAACUGGCAUCAAAUAGUCCAUCAUCGACUAAUUGUCCAAACAACUGGAACAAAGGACACAACACCGUAACAGAAGCUAAAGAUGCUCAGUUAAUGUUAACUUUAGCACAAUUAAAAGAUCCAAUUAUGAAACAAUUUAUCAGCAGUCGUACAGAAAAAGAAAGCCAAGAACGUAUUUAUCUACUCAUCUAUUGUCACAUUCCACCUUCACAUAAACAACGUGAACUUGCCGAAUAUUUAUAUGAACAGUUUAUAAGUACUAAAUCUGUUAUACCAUUGCUUACCUUGUAUUCCCUUGAAACGCCACUUUACCAUGCAUUACAGUCGGAUGCUGAUGCUUAUACAUUCCUCCUUUAUCUACACCUUAAACAACUUCGUAAACAAGCCUUUAGUGGGCAUGUAUAUCGUGGUGCAAAAAUGUCACAUGCUGAUCUUGAUGCUUAUCGCUGGGCUCUUGAAAAUUCGGCCAUUCUUGAAACGCGCAGUCUUCAGUCAACAUCAAAACGUAAGGAUGUUGCUUGCUCUUUCGCUCCACCACUUCCUAUAACUGACCCGAAAUUAGCGAUCAUUCUACACUUCAGAAUUGAUCAGAUCUGUUCAUCGGCGAUCGAUCUAAACGGAAUAUCGCAUUAUCCAGGAGAAGAAGAAGUCCUACUGUUACCGUUUACUCUUUUUAAAGUAGUAUCAAUUGACCAGCAUACUAUAGGCUUCAAUCAACAAUAUGAAAUUCUCAUGGAAAACAUACCUGUACCGAAAAAUAAGAUAUGGAAAAUAAUAAGAGAAACUAAUUAA